Molecule: messenger RNA, 2150 nt
Organism: Telopea speciosissima
Lineage: Eukaryota; Viridiplantae; Streptophyta; Magnoliopsida; Proteales; Proteaceae
Product: L-type lectin-domain containing receptor kinase IV.2-like
Exons: 1
Coding region: 29-2056 (675 amino acids)
Biological process (GO): protein phosphorylation
Cellular component (GO): plasma membrane
Molecular function (GO): carbohydrate binding; ATP binding; protein kinase activity
Source: RefSeq, a predicted model, not a curated record
AGAACAAAGAAAAUUGAAGUGGCAAAUAAUGUUCCUCAAGAUGAUGAUCCUGUUCUUCUUCCUUCUCCUUGGGGGAUAUGUUGCAUCACAACAAGAAGACCUUGGUUUCACCUACAAUGGCUUUCAAGGAUCUAAUAUGAGCUUGGACGGCUUAGCCCAGAUUACAAACAAUGGCCUCCUUAAAUUAGCAAACACCUCUAUCCAACAGAUGGGUCAUGCCUUCUACCCUCAUCCGAUUCACUUCACCAAUUCCUCCAACGGUACUGCUCUCUCCUUCUCCACAACUUUUGUAUUUGCUAUGUUCUCUGAGUUAACAACAGUAGGUGGCCCUGGUAUCAUGUUCGUGAUCGCUCCCUCGCGAGAGUUUCCAGGAGCUUUGCCAAGCCAUUAUAUCGGCCUUUUCAACAUGACCAGCAACGGAAAAUCAUCAAACCAUGUGAUCGGAGUUGAGCUUGAUUGCUUUCAAAACUUGGAGUUCGACGAUAUCAAUGACAACCAUGUCGGUAUUGAUAUCAACGGCUUGAAAUCUGCUAAAUCUGCUCCAGCAUCUUAUUUUAGCGAUCAACAGAACAAGUAUGUGAACCUGAGCCUCAUCAGUGGAGACCCAAUGCAACUAUGGGUGGAAUAUGAUGGUACAGAGAAGCAACUGAAUGUGACUUUAGCUCCGAUUACGGUUUCUAAACCAAAGAUCCCACUCUUGUCCUUGAAAAUUGAUCUUUCUCAGUUCAUGGUAGAUCCCAUGUUCGUGGGCUUCUCAUCAUCUACUUCUGCCGUGGAAGUAUCUCAUUAUGUGUCGGGAUGGAGCUUUAAGAUGAAUGGGCAAGCAAAUGUUCUGUCUCUCUCCCAACUUCCUAAGUUUCCUGCAAGAGCACGAUCCAGAACGAACGCAACAAUUUUUAAUGUUGGAUUACCUGUGAUCGGUGCGUCUUUGGUGUUUAUCUCACUCUUUAUUAUCCAAUUUGUAGUGAGAAGGAAGAAAAAAUUUGCAGAGGUUCUUGAGGACUGGGAACUCGAUUACAGACCCCACAGGUUCAAAUAUAAAGAUCUGUACAUAGCCACCAAGGGGUUCAAGGACAAGGAACUUCUAGGAAUUGGUGGCUUUGGUAGAGUCUAUAGAGGUGUAUUGCCCACAUCCAAUAAAGUAGUUGCAGUGAAGAAAGUCUCCCAUGAUUCUAGACAAGGGGAGAAAGAAUUCAUUGCCGAGAUCGUCAGCAUAGGUAAAUUGCGGCAUCGAAACAUUGUAUCACUCUUGGGCUAUUGCCGGCGUAAGGGAGAGCUCCUUCUAGUGUAUGAUUUCAUGCCCAAUGGGUCUCUUGACAAGUUCCUCUUCGACCAAUCGUCGAACAUAUCGACGACACUAAGUUGGAGUCAAAGAUUUCGAAUCAUCAAAAGUGUGGCAUCUGCAUUACUGUAUCUACACGAAGAGUGGGAACAAGUUGUAAUUCACAGAGACGUCAAGUCCAGUAAUGUUUUGCUAGAUGAGGAGCUGAAUGGAAGAUUAGGAGAUUUUGGACUCGCAAGAUUAUAUGAUCAUGGAUCUGAUCCUAAAAGCACUCAUGUGGUGGGGACUUUUGGUUAUCUUGCACCAGAACUUUACAGAAGUGGGAAGGCAAACUCUAGUGUUGAUACUUUCGCAUUUGGGGUUUUUUCUCUCGAAGUUGCUUGUGGUAGGAGGCCUAUAGAACCACAAGCAUCAGAAGAGUGUCUUGUGUUGGCAGAUUGGGUGAUCUCAAGUUGGAGUAGGGGCUCCAUACUUGAAACUGUGGAUCCAAAAUUGGGAAUGAAUUAUAAAACAGAGGAAAUGGAGUUGGUGUUAAAACUUGGUUUGAUUUGCUCUCACCCUAUUCCAACUGCAAGGCCAAGCAUGCGACAAGUCCUACGCUAUUUGGAGGGAGAGGUUCCUCUGCCAGAGUUAUCAUCUCUUUACCAAUCUCAUGACUUGAGUUUUGCGACUUCAGAAGGUUCAAGUGAUGUCUCUGUUUGGUGUCCUUAUCCUGAGAACUCACUGACUCGGUCAUCAUCCAUUGCAGAAUCUAUACUCUCUGAAGGACGAUGAGUUUAUUGGAUUAUUGGUUUGAAUGUAAUCCAGACUAGCAAGGUAGGGACUUUCUUGAUCAUGAAGGACCAAGCCAAUCCCAUCAUGCCUUAAG